This is a messenger RNA of Coccinella septempunctata (seven-spotted ladybird), 3804 nucleotides long. RefSeq lists its product as uncharacterized. The transcript has 5 exons. The record is from RefSeq and is a predicted model, not a curated record. Bases 1 to 3804 code for a protein of 1267 amino acids. Lineage: Eukaryota; Metazoa; Arthropoda; Insecta; Coleoptera; Coccinellidae.
AUGGAAGAAAAAUUGGGAGAACAAAUGACUAUUGGCCAAGACCUGAGCAAAAUAUUAUCUUCACUCAAAAAAGACGGGUCUGCACGCAAUACAGAGGAAUACUUCAAGAAAAAAUCCAUGAUGGCCGCAGAUCUACUGAACAAAUUCCAAGAAAAUCAUAACGAACUCCGGAAAUCCCUUGAUGAAGAGCAUUCCUACUUCAAACAAGAUUUAGAUGGUCAGAUAUCCAAAUGCUACCAAGAAAUCAAGAACUAUAUCAAUACAUGGCAGAAGUCCACUCCGAUGUCAGAAGAAGGGACGCUGAAAAAAAUGCAGUACCUGAAGAGCCAAACCAGGGGUGAAGCAGCGAAGCUCAUUCAACAUUUAGAAGUAUCAUCAAGAAACUACCCCAUCGCCUGGGAAUUGAUAAAGAGGAGGUACAACAACAACAGACUUCUCUUCAGCAAGUACGCCGACAACAUCUUGAAUCUACCAAUUUUGCAACAAGAGUCGGCAGCUUCCAUUAAAAAACUUCACGACACUGUUCAAGAAAAUCUGAGAGCCAUUGAAAAUAUGGGAAUCACAGCCGAACAAUUGGGUAACAACAUAAUAGCGCAUAUGCUGCUAAAGAAAUUAGACAGCAAUUCAAGAAGGCUCUAUGAACAAUCUACCACAACACACAAGGAUAUUCAAGAACUGGCAGAUCUUUUGGAGUUUCUAGAAAAUCGAUUCCAAUCCCUCGAAGCACUUCGAGGCACAAUCAAAAAAUCAGAUCAUCCAUCAACAGGACAAAGACAUAAAUUUCAAAACUACCACAGCGACUUACAAUCAUGCAGUUUAUGUAACAGCAACCAUGAAAUUUUCCGUUGCCAAGAAUUCAAGGAUAUGUCAGUAAAAGAACGAAACGAUUUUGUACGAAAACAACACCUCUGCAAGAAUUGUUUGAAGCAUCCGAACAAUACGAAAUGCCCGAGCAAGAAUCUCUGCUUCAAAUGUAACAACUUUCAUUACUCAUCAUUACAUUGGGAAAAUUAUCGGAACUUCGAAACAAAUUUAAAUCAGCAAGGACAGAAGCAAGAUACCUCCAAAAGUCAACCCACAAGAGAGCAUGAAAAUGGAUUCGGUUCCCAUCUAGGAAAAGCUUCAAAUAACAAUGAUGGACCAACCAUCCCCAUCCUGGCCACAGCAUUCGUUAAUGUUAAAAACAACAAAGGGUACCAUGAACUUAAGCGAGUUCUUAUUGAUCCAGGCUCCCAAGUAUCAUUUAUAACUGAAGGAGCCGCAAAUACCUUAGGAAUGCCCAAGCAAAGGCAUCAUGCGAACAUAACAGGGUUAGGAUCUUGCGACGCAGGGACUUCAAAAUGGAAAAUCCACACCGUGAUGAAACCAAGAUUUUCAAGCGACUUCAAAUUACAAGCCGAGCUAUACAUCCUACCAAAAUUGACCAGCUCCAUGCCUCAACAACCGAUAACUGCUGACGAAAAUUGGAGCAACGUAAUCCUUGCCGACCCCACUUACUACAAACCCGGAAAAAUCGACAUUCUCCUAGGAAUCGACUUAUACACGGAAAUCGUACAGGAUGGUGUUAAAAUAUCUAAAAAUGGUCUGCUUGCACAAAACACUGAGUUAGGAUGGAUUCUCUCCGGUAGCACAUCAGCUGGUCCGCAACUCCAAAUAACCAGUAUGAUCGCCACCACUGCACCAGAAAUACAGAUAACAAAAUUCUGGGAAAUAGAAGAAGCGGAUACCCUCACAAACAACAACAGCCAGGAAAGCCCCUGCCAAGAAUUCUUCAAGAAAACUUACACAAGGAAUCAGGAUGGCACAUAUACUAUAGAGAAGAAGUUCGAGAAGGACGAGAAAUUGGAAGCAAUGUACAAAGAAUUCAUGUGGGAAUAUAUCGAACUAAAACACAUGACUCCAGCAAAUCAGACGACCAGCACAAGAUACUACAUUCCGCAUCAAGCAGUAAUAAAAGAGGACAGAGAAACAACAAAACUGCGUGUCGUAUUCGACGCGAGCCAGAAAUCCAGUACCGGAAUCAUUUUAAAUGAUAUAUUACACACUGGUCCCAAGCUUCAACAAGACUUGCUUGAUAUAUUAUUGAGAUGGCGAAAAUACGAAAUCGCGUUGACUGCAGAUGUGGAAAAAAUGUACUGGCAGGUCAAACUACAUGAAGAUGAUCAAACAUUCCACACUAUUUUAUGGAGGUUCAACAAAAAUGACCCAAUCCAGGAAUAUCAACUCACGACAGUCACCUACGGAACCGCUCCCGCUGCCAAAUUCCCGAGAGCUGCGGAACUGAUACUUGAAGAUUUCUACGUCGAUGAUUUUCUCUCCGGCUCCCACAAUAAAGAAGAGGCACAAAAAAUCAGACAAGAAGUUAAAACGCUACUUCUCAAGGGAGGAUUCAACAUUCGAAAAUGGAAAAGCAAUCUCACAUUAAAUGAUGAUACGUCCUUUCAAGAUUUCAACAGCAGAGAGGACAUAACCAAAAUUCUGGGAAUUAAAUGGUCACCACAAAAUGAUAACUUCCAAUACACUAUUAAACAAACUUCCAAUCGAACAAACACAAAAAGACAAGUGCUAUCUGAAAUUGCUUCAAUAUUCGAUCCAUUAGGUCUCAUGGCUCCAAUUGUAAUCAAGGCGAAAAUAAUUAUGCAAGACAUAUGCAAAACUGGCAAAAAAUGGGAUGAAGCUAUUCCUACAGAAAUCCAAACAGCGUGGGACAAAUUCAAAGAAGAACUGCCAAUAAUGGAAAACCUGCAACUACCACGAUGGUUCCAGUAUAAUCCAGAGCAGCCCAUUGAAUUACACGGAUUCUGUGAUGCAUCGCAAAGAGCCUAUGGAGCAGCAAUAUACACCAAAGCAGUCAAAACUCCGAGUAAGCAAAACGUCUUCAUAGUCAACCGAGUCAACAAAGUUCAUCGCUUACUAGGUCAAGUUCAAUGGAACUACGUAAAAUCGGAGGAGAAUCCAGCUGAUUUACUAUCCAGAGGCGCGCUACCAAGUAAACUCCAGAAAAACACAUUAUGGUGGAAUGGACCUGCAUGGCUCAAAACAUCAAGUAGUGAAAUCAAGAGAACUGAAGAGAUUCCAAAAGAAAUCGUAAUGAAUAACGAAGAAUUUCAAGAACUAACGGUGUUUACCACCAAGACCAAUGGACCUCUAGAAUUGUUAACAAAAUUUUCAUCCUGGAAGAAGACAAAACGAGUGAUGGCCUAUUGCAAAAGGUUCAUAGACAAUUGCAGAUCCAGGAAUGCGACCGAGUUACCAAAAAAGCGAGUACCCCCAUUCAUCACACCGACCGAACUUCAAUGGGCGAAAACAACACUCAUAAAAUUGGUCCAGAAUGAACAUUUUCAAGAGGAAUUAACCAGAUUCAACAACAAUCUGACUAUCAACUAUUGGACCUUGGGAAGAGUGACGCGGUGUCACCCAGGAAACGACGGAAUUGUGAGAGUGGCUACGAUACGAUGCAAAGAUGGGAAAGAGAUCAGAAGACCUAUAACCAAAAUCUGCAUACUCCCGGUCGAGCAAGAAGAAAGAAGAAACGAUAAGACUAACAAAGUCGGACCUUCCUCGAAAAAUCGACUGAUACAAACAUUAAUAAUGAUCACGUUACUAUGUGUAGCCAAUACUAAAAACGCAAUAGCGCACCACACAAUUCACAAACUGCCGCCUGGAUUCUACGUGGAGCAUUUAGGAAAAACCGAAGCAAUCUUAACAGAACAGUUGAAGACUUUCGAGGGUUAUGUACUACAGCUUCUCAACUAUCGCAGACAAAUCACUGUCACGAGUUUCAACACCACAUCACAGAAAUGA